GGCGACAGAAAAGAGAGGCAAAGCGUUAACCUGGGAAAAAAUGUUUUAAAGCAAUGACGACAAAUUCUCAAAAAUUGAAACGGAAUUGGAAAGCAAACAUUCAUAUGCAAGGAAAACAGCGUUAUAUUUACACGCCAAGUCAUACACCGCGUGGGUGGGUUGGAGACCACCACAGUCCACCACGGUGGUUUUACUUCCACAAGAUUCUUAUCUAUGCUUUACAAAACCAAAAGUAUUGCGCACUGGUGCCAAACACUCCAAAAGCCUCGUUACAUGCAAACUAGCUUAAGUCUUCAAAAUGCUUUCUCAACAAAAUGAAAACAAAUAUAUGAAAACAGAGAGAAGAAAUUUCGCACACGAGCACACCUCACGGUUGCUAAUGUUGUAACGGAAACCCACUGUUUCCUGUCGGCACUCAGAGCUGUUUUUUUUUUUUUAAUAUUGCUUGCUGCCCGUUAUAGUUCAAAAGGUAUUAUAGUUAAUGUUUAGAAACUUGAUAAUGGCAGGUAAUAGCGACUUAAUUUUGACCUCAGAGAAAAAAUGUUAAAAAAAAAGGUUCUUGCUUCCGACCACAAAGGUUCCAAUGGCAUUCCCUUUUACUAUCUGCUAGUCACCCCUGAGACAAUGCAAAUUUUCUCUCUAAUUGAAGGCCUUGAAGAGGCUAACAUGCUCGCUUAAGUCUCACACACCAUACUCCAUCUCAUGAACCCAGUUUUGGGAUUUACCUCAUUAAGACCAAGUAUCAUUUAUUGUCACUAUCAGUCAGUGUAUAUGACAACAAACUGACAUAAUCACAAACAGGAAUAGAUCUUGAAACUUCUUCUCGAAUGUCCAUUAGGAAGACCAAUGGGCUUCCAAAGACAAUAGGGGUAAAUUUGGAAAAAAAUACGCACGCUAACGGAAGAUUAUUGCAAUGGUUUCGAAAAGAUAGCAGAAGCCUUUAAUUCUCAACAAUAGAAAUGAUAUUUGGCGCAAUGUGCACGACAUAGUUUCCGAAAUUUAGUUUCUCCAUGACGAUGGAGAAAAGAGCUUCGAAAAACUGGAAUGAGGGAAUGUAAGUGGAGAAUCUGAAGAGAACGAGGCAGAGCAAUAAAAAAUGAAAGUGAGAAAAGAGAAGAGCGGGUUGAAAAAGAAUGGAUAUAGGAAAAACUUGUUUUAUCACCUUUUCCUAUCCUCCUGCCUUCUUCCAAGCAUGGUAUACAGACCACACCGCGUGAUAGAGGUUUUUUUUUACACGUGUCUCGGUAAGAAGGUUACAUGAGGCACACACGUGAUCACAUUUGGAUCACGACAAUCUUAUCACACAAAUAUAUUAAUUACUUUACUUAUCACGCCAUCAUAGCUCUCUUAAUUGCCUGAUCGUUAUCCGAUUCCGCAUUUUUUCCUACGUGUUGAACGAGUCCAUUCAUAUCGACGAGGACAUUCCACGACGACAACAAACAGCGAUAACAAUUAUAACUACUGCAACAGUAAUUUCGUUACCAUCGUCGUCGUCGUCAACAUAUUGGAAACCAAAAUUGUGUGCAUAAUAUUAUCUGCUUACAUAACAGCAUAUACAUCCUGAUUUUCUUAACCCCUUUGAGUUAACAUCUGUAUCCUCAGUUUGCCCGAGGAAAUCAGUUUUGAGCGUGAGUUUCAAGGUACCUCAAUGGGUGCGAUAUCGCUUCUCUUCUAUACAAGGGAGAACAACAAUACACCGAUCAAAGGUACUUUUUAAUUCACUGGCACAAAAUGCAGCACCCAAAAGGAGUACAAGAACAGCCAAGGUACGAAAUGAUUAACUUCCGGGGAAAUCGAUCCACCUCCAAAAAUGAAAACAGAACAACUGGACAGGUCAACGAAACGAAACUUAAGUCUCUAAAGCCUGAAGAAGGAGAAACCGAAAUUGAGAAAACAAACGAGUUUCCUCAUUCAGACCUGAAUCGUACUGGGGCAGUCUAUAAAGUCAUUGCGAAUAACGCUGAGGGACCCACGGUUGACAUAAAGACAAAGUCCUGCGUGGACCACCGAGAUGCAAUCUACGACGCACUGAACAUCAUCGCUGAAACAACAGGACAACAAAUGAAUUCAUGCCGCCGCACGAUGUGUUUCACGACUGCACUACUGAUGAUUAUUUUUCUCAUAGCUGCAGCUGGCCUGACUUUGACUUUGAUGAUGCUUAUUUCAGGGAACACCUUAAGUUGGAAUCAAACGCCUACUUUACCACCAAAGGCUGUUGGAAGUGGAAGGGACGAUAAUCAAGAAAUGAAAUUGAAGAUUUCAAAGCUGGAAGAAGCCUUAAAUCUCACCCGCUUUCAAGUUCAAAAACUCAAGAUCGAACUACAGACACAAAAGAAAGCGAUGGAGAACCUAACAGUACAGGAACAAAGCUGCAGCCACUGCACUGGUCCACCAGGCCCUCCAGGCCCACGCGGCCAAAUGGGACCGCCUGGCUCACCAGGGGCCCGGGGACCCGUUGGUCCUAUGGGUCCCAAUGGUACAGCUGGACCAGCGGGUCCUCGAGGUUUAAACGGUUCUCAGGGCUCACCAGGGCCUCGCGGUAUUCCAGGAGCAAUGGGCCCGCGCGGAUAUAAUGCAUCACGAGGAUUACCAGGCCCCCAAGGACCAGCUGGAAAGAACACGGCUUGGAAUGUGAGCCUUUGUCAGCACAAGAACAAGAAGGAAGUUUCACAAACAGCAGGGCAGUCAGCAAAUUCAAAAGUCAUUCUACGAGAGGAUGAACACCCGGGGAUGAAGAUUGUUGCAGCUACUUGUUCAACGCACAAUGCUGCAGAGUACGUCUUUGGUGAUGUAAGAAUUGACCCCACAACAGGAACCAUUGUGUACAAUUGUCACUGUAAAGGAAAAUCACAACUGUUUCUUGGCGCAAACAUGCAGUGUAUUAUUCACUACUGGAUCUGUCCAAUCAGAAAUUAAAUAGUUUAGAAAUGUGAGGAUCAUCUGUUAGGCAAAUAAAAAUUGUUACAUGUAAUUUAAGUAUAUGAUAAUGUUUUCUCUGGCAGCUCCGUAAUUCAUUGAUUCAAUGAUGUAAAGUAAUUUUAGUGCU
Molecule: messenger RNA, 3046 nt
Organism: Pocillopora damicornis (cauliflower coral)
Lineage: Eukaryota; Metazoa; Cnidaria; Anthozoa; Scleractinia; Pocilloporidae
Source: RefSeq, a predicted model, not a curated record